UGCUGAUCAGUAAUUAGUCGUUGAUCGAGUACGACGAAUGCUAAACGGGAGUAGCUCCACAAAAUGCUUGUCAUAAUUUAUUUGGUGAUCGCGGUCACAUCGCUGUUGGCGUACCUGUACCACCGCAAUUUCAACUACUGGAAGCGCAGAGGUGUGGCCCACGAUGCCCCUCAUCCUUUGUACGGCAACAUGGUGGGAUUCCGAAAGGACCGCGUGAUGCACGACUUCUUCUACGACUACUACAACAAGUACCGGAAGAGCGGCAACCCAUUUGUGGGAUUCUACUUCCUGCACAAGCCGGCCGCUUUUAUUGUGGACCCCAAGCUGGCCAAGAACAUACUGAUCAAGGACUUCUCCAACUUCGCCGAUCGCGGCCAGUUCCACAACGGACGCGACGAUCCGCUCACCCAGCACCUGUUCAACCUGGACGGCAAGAAGUGGAAGGACAUGCGCCAGCGACUGUCGCCCACUUUCACCUCGGGCAAGAUGAAGUACAUGUUCCCCUCGGUGAUCAAGGUGUCCGAGGAGUUUGUCCAGGUGAUGACGGAGCAGGUGCCGGCGAGCCAAAAUGGAACUGUGCUCGAGAUCAAGGAGCUGAUGGCCCGCUUUACCACCGAUGUGAUCGGCACCUGUGCUUUUGGUAUUGAAUGCAACACACUCCGCACUCCAGUAACCGAUUUCCGGACAAUGGGGCAGAAGGUGUUCACCGAUCUGCGCCACGGAAAACUGCUCACUCUGUUCAUGUUCAGUUUCCCGAGGCUGGCGGAGAGGCUGAGGAUGCGUAUAUUCCCCGAGGAUGUCCACCAGUUCUUCAUGCGCCUGGUCAACGACACGAUUGCCCUCAGGGAACGGGAGAACUUCAAGAGGAACGACUUCAUGAACCUGCUGAUUGAGAUGAAGCAGAAGGGUCGUGUCACCCUGGACAACGGUGAGGUGAUCGAGGGAAUGAACAUUGGCGAGCUGGCCGCCCAGGUGUUUGUCUUCUAUGUGGCCGGCUUCGAGACCUCCUCCUCCACCAUGAGCUACUGUCUCUACGAGCUGGCCCAGAACCAGGGCAUUCAGGACAGGCUGAGGGAAGAGAUCCAGUCGGUGUUGGAGGAGCACGAGGGACAGCUGACCUAUGAAUCCGUGAAGGCUAUGCGUUACUUGAACCAGGUUAUCUCAGAAACCCUAAGGUUGUACACCCUGGUGCCCCACCUCGAGCGAAAGGCCCUCAACGACUACGUGGUGCCGGGUAAUCCCAAAUUUGUGAUUGAGAAGGGCACCCAGAUCCUGAUCCCCGCCUGUGCCUAUCACCGCGACGAGGAUCUCUAUCCCGAUCCCGAGACUUUUGAUCCGGACCGCUUCUCGGCGGAGAAAGUGGCCGCUCGCGACUCCGUGGAGUGGCUGCCCUUCGGCGACGGACCGCGAAACUGCAUUGGAAUGCGAUUUGGCCAGAUGCAAGUCCGCGUUGGCCUGGCCCAGAUCAUCAGCAGGUUCAAGCUGUCCGUUUGCGACCAGACUGAGAUCCCACUCAAGUACACCCCCAUGUCCAUCGUAUUGGGCACAGUUGGUGGCAUCUACUUGAAGUUGGAGCGCAUCUAAAUUCAAUAUCCCAUUUGCCAUUGUAUAUUCCUUAUGCUAAGGAUUUGAUAUAGACGACUUAAAAUGACGUUUUCACAAUUCGUGUUCAAUUGAACUCUCAAUUGUUCAUCAACACCUUGUGAUAUUUUGUACUGAAGACAUAUUGUACUGAUUAUACAUGCCAUAGAAGAAGGGAGAUUUUUAUAUCAUAUUUGUAAAACCUCUAACUUUUAUUGUAAAUAAAUGUGUUAUUUUAUUAAAAA
Molecule: messenger RNA, 1826 nt
Organism: Drosophila rhopaloa
Lineage: Eukaryota; Metazoa; Arthropoda; Insecta; Diptera; Drosophilidae
Gene: Cyp6a2
Product: cytochrome P450 6a2
Exons: 2
Coding region: 64-1584 (506 amino acids)
Molecular function (GO): heme binding; iron ion binding; monooxygenase activity
Source: RefSeq, a predicted model, not a curated record